UGGGCUUGUUUUGAGUUUAUGAACAGCAUUGUGUCUCCAGUUCUAAUACACAGGAUGUGAUUUGUAGGCACAAAUCUGACCCCUGCCAUAUUUUUUCCCUCCUGUCCUGAAUUAAGCACUCACACAGCAACAGUGGUUUCACUUUGAGUGAUCCUUGAAGGACGAGAACUCUGUGGGUCACCACACUGCCCUGAGCACUACUGUUCCCAGCGCAACUCAACUCGGGGAGAGGCACACAGUAGAGCAUUAUCGGCAGCAUCAAGCGUAGCCAAUAUGGAUUUGUGCAUUUAGGAUGCGGCUGUCAGAGCAGGACAAAGGAACAACCGCCAGUCAGUUAACUACUCGCGAUCACGUUACUUGCACCAGGCCAGGGAAUCAAUAAUACAUUUACAGGCAUGUAAAGGCAGCAGACAGGCAUCUGUCAUUAGCCGCGGGGAGAAGAAAGAUGGGCAAUGGAAAGACAACCCAUCCUUUCAUUGCUCCUACAAUCGGAGCAUGAGUUGGGGGUGAAGGAGCUAGGAGAGCUUGAUAGUUUUAACAGCGAGCAAAGAACCAGCACCCCUUGAUUGCAACUUGCACGAAGCUGUUCUGGGGCUGGAGUCGAAGCUUCCUGUUUAAGGCAGAAACUAAAUCUGCAAAGGAGAAGACGACACAGGUCUGCGAGGCUAUCAGCCCUAAGAAAUAAUUUAGCUGCCAGGCACUAUUUUGAGAGCCUGUUGCUGAGCUACCGCAUUCCAAAGUCCUUUUUUUUGCUGGAGAUCAGUUACAGGACUCAGACAAUGGAGAGUAAUACAAGAGCGUAGCUUUGCCAGAAUGAAGCUUUCCUCAAGACUUGAAAGUAGAAGAUUCUGCAUGGGGGUGGUAGGGGGACUCAGGAACUGUGAGGGGAGCACAUCACUCUUCUGAAUAAGAGAGGACUCUACACCAAGCAAGGGUGCAGCUACUAAGUUCAAUGUUAGUGAGAGAACUAGCUAACAAAGAUUCACGUCUCAAAUCUGGAAUUGAAAGAAGUCCAGCGGGUCUUUUUGGCAAAAGAGGCUGGAGAUGGGAUGCAUAAAGGGUGAUCGGAGGAGUCAGAUUGUUGGGAUCCGUGUCCACUGCACUUUCAUCUGUUCCAGGGGCCUUCAUUGACGGAAUUCAUUGGUAUUCUGGGUCAGUCAUGGAUCCGAUUCCUCUCAGUUCUUUGAGAUGUACAUUGGAAGCUUCUGAAAUUUUAAUGAAGACACCAGAUCCGAGAAAGAGGCAGCCAGUGACAGGUGUGAAUUUGCAGGGCGCACAAGCAUCUGCCUGAGCUCCUGGUUCCCUGCAGAGUCUCCGAAGCAGCUGGGCACAGAGGCCCAAUGGCAACCGGAACCUGACCCGCUUAGACUUGGAAGAGAAUCCAAAGUGGGGACUGUAAGCCCCCAGGCUUCCAAACUGCCGGGAUCUCAGGGGCUUACUUACUGUGUAACCCUCUAGCUCCUGGGAGAAGAACCUGAGAGUGAGCGGGGCCAGGAUGACUCAGGGAUUCUGGAAGGUCUACAAGGCCAAAGUUCUACAGACCCUUGGUGGAGAGCUGCCGGAAGAGGAACUCCAGGAUGAGGUAGAGGCAUCCUCAGCUGGGCCCUUUCCCCUCCUUUGGUCAUUGAGCGUGGGGUAGCAGCAGGCAAUGGGUUGCCCUCUCUUAAUUUAUGGCAGGCAAGGGGAACCUAAGGCCCUCCAGAUGUUGCUGGACUCCAGCUCCCAUCAGCCCUAGCCAGCACAGACAAAGGAUGAUGGGAGUUGUAGUCCAUCUGAAAGGCCAUAGGUUCUCUGUGCCUGAUUUAUGGGGAAGAAUAAGAUGUCUAUGAACUGGGGUCAUGCCUCCUGGUUAAAGAAAACUCGUGAUCACAUGCAUUUUAGUUGAUCCAUUUAUUCAUUAACCUACUUCUGGCACUCUUCAGGUGUUGUGCUGGACUUCAUCAUCCCAUACCAUUUGUUAUGCUGGCUGAGGUAAAUGGAAGUUGGCAGCCCAGUGACAUCCAGAGGGCACAAGGUUGGGGAAGGCUGGCUAUUUAAAUCUAAGAAAUGUGAUGGGGGGGGGAAUUCUAAAGAAAGAAGCAUAGAUCUAAAGAAAGAAAAGAGUCCGUUCUUUGUUUUCAGAUAACACAGAUGAGUCUGUCUUGUACAUAAAAGCCAUUGUCUGAGGGGAGGCAUUCCCAUUCAUUCUCAUACAUGACAGAAUGCUUCUUCUAAGAUGGAGUUUGCCAUCUGUUAUUUUUUUGUAUAAGAGCUUGUAUUGGAAAUAAUUAAAUGUUUACUAAUAAGUAAAUAAACACCUGCUGGCCGAUAAUUGCCCCCCCUUUUUUUAGCUGAUUGAAAUGUUUAAAGUGAUUUAUUUAAUGGAUUAGUUGACAAAAAGCUAAGGCUUUACUAGAAAGGAAAUUGACUUUCGUAGGGCAGAAACUACAUUAUGAAACUGGUGGAGGGAGACUGGCAAACACAGGCGGCAGAGGGAGAACAGAAGGCCACACCCAUAACAUACAUUUAAAGCACUAUUAUACCACUUUAUCAGAGAAUGCUGGGAACUGUAGUUUGUUAAGGGUGCACAGAGCUACAAUGCACCGAGUGGUUUAAUAAUCAAUCCCUCCAGGCCCCAGCAGGAAAAAGCUUUUUCCACACUGCCGUAGAGUGUAGUCCAAAAGGGCUACACCUGGGCUAUUCCAUCAAGUCUCCUCCAGCACUCCUGAAGCUGAUUUCUUGUUUCAGAGAGAUAACCCUGAACUGAUGGAAACCACAGACUCAACCCUGCUGACAGAGGAGGGGUCAAAUCCUGUUUCUCAGCUGGCACGGCGGGUAAGGACCAGUAGUUAUUUCUCUCCAGAACUCAAGUUGCUUUUGAGCUUGGAGCUGCAUUAGGUGGCAGCCUUUUAGACCCCGGAGCAGGCCUGGCCGGCAUAAUGCUUGCCUCAGCCAAUCAACCCACUAAUGCUGUAUUGUGUGGUUUGCUGAGUGACUGACAGGUCUCAGGUAACUUGUGUUGGUGGGUGCCCAUCGGGGCUGGUUGCACAGAAGACAGGGAGCUAACAGUAGGUGGCACCAUAGACAAUGUCCCCAUCCUCCUUCCUGCAGAGUUCUACCAGGCAACACUAAAACUAGUGACUGAUGCCACUUAAUGGACUGAUUUGUAGGUGAGAAUGCUGAGGGCAGACUGAGGUUGGUGAGGCAAUGCCCCAUUCACCCCAAAGAACAACCUCUACUGCAGGCAACAAGCAAAAAUGAGAUGUUUACUGACACACACACCCCAAACAGGCUGUGUUCAGUAUGCAUCAGCAUAUGGCUGUUACAUAUGGGGCAGGGGUCAACUUAUUUGCAGUGAGUGUCAAUUGCUUAUCUGUUCGUUCAUAAUUCCACCCUACCCCAUUUCUGCAUGUAUCAGCAUUUAAAAUAAUACUAACAAUAAAUAUGAGAAACUAUAUUAAAAGAUCUAUUAAAUUACAUACGUAAAUGUAUAGCAAAAUUUAGACGAGGGCAAAAACGUUGAGUGCAUCCUCCUGAAAAGACCACAUGAGAACCACUGAAUAUUGUGUGAAACAUAUCUAAACUGUGGUCUAUGUGGAGCUCCACUGAGCCAUGACCUUGUAAAAUAAUUUCAAUUGCCUGUUGUUUCCUGGGAGGGCUAACGGGACUGCAGACAGACAUAUGAAUGUGUGGUCAUCGUGUUGGGGAAACGGGGCAAAAUACUGGGUCAGGGGAGGGGCUCUCACUGGAAAGCAGCCAGCCACGCCCUACAAGUCAGCAGCAUAAUAAGUUUAGUAAGUGUCCACAGGCUUGUCACUCAUCAGUGCUUUGCACAUAGCGAAAGCAAUAGACUGCAGCACUUCUUGCUAAGCAAUUGGGUUGAAUACUCACAGCACUCUGUUCCUUUCGUUUCAGCUCCACAUGUAAAAAGGAAUAAAGACUGACUUUUUGUUUUUAAAUGAAAGCUAAAACUUCAGGGAAAGGGCCAGGGAUUUCCCACUAUCUAGCACGUAUGGCCCUGGGUGUGGCUAGUAGACCCUGAUCUCCCUCCCUCUUCUCCCAUCUCCCUCUGCAGGUCCAGGGAGUUGGAGUCAAAGGCUGGAGAAGUGUCUCAUCUUUGUUCAGCCGGGAAGACGAACAUAAAUUGCUGGCUCCUGAGCCUUGUCCCGACCAGUAAGUGAAAUCCUUCCCUAAUUCCACCCCUCCCCUCCCCAAUGUUUCUUUCUCAAAGAACCAGCUAGUUCACAAGACUGUUUAUCACAUGAGAAUCACAACUCUUCCAUGGUAGUUUGGCUGAAAGGGACAGAGAAGUUUCCCACUGCAGCAUAUCCACAGAAGCCUCUGAGUGCCUAAAAUUGCUGCUGGUUCUCACAGCCACAACAGGCUCUCGUGGCCGGAGAACCUCCAUCCAGCCCUCAAAUUGCCCCACACUCUGGGCUAAGAGGGAGCCACCACCUACUCACACACUCAUGGCCAUGUUUUGAGGAAGAAGAAAAUUACAGUACAGUUUCCUUUCCCCCCUUUUUUUUAAACCUCCCAGGGUUGGCUCCUCUCUUGCCUACAGUUGGCAAGGAAAAGAGCAGGAGAAAGCUGACAUUAGAAGAGAGAGAAUGUGGACAUGUACGGGAUAACGGCGGCCAGAAUUUUAGUAGCAAGAAAUUGGAAAAAUACAACACUACCUAACACGGAAGAUUGGCAAAUCCUAAUGGUAGAAUACCUGCCACUAGCAAAGGCAACAGGAAGGAUAAGAGGCCAAACAAAACAAAUAGUUUAUAAGGAAUGGAGAAUUUUUAAAGAAUACUUAAAAAAUUAUGGUAUAAAAGGAAACCUCUUGGUAGAACUAGAAUGACCCUUGUAUUGUAUAAAUAUAAGUUCGCAGGGAUGUAAAAAGAAACUAUAUAAGAACUAUGUAACUGUGCGGUAUAAGGUAAUCAAUAGAUAAAGCACAGUGAGACUAGUUGGAAGUCACUUUUAAUUUUUCUCUUCAAAAGUUUCAUAAUUAUUUGCAUUGUUGGGUGUAUAAAUGAUGUUUGUUAUAUUAUUAUUGUUGUUUCUUAUAUUGUUGUUUGUUUGUUUUUUCUAUUGUUUGUUUGCUUGUUUGUUUGUUUUUCUUUUUUCUUUCUAUAAAUGUUUUUAUUUUAAAACAAUAAAGACAUAAUCUCAAGAGAGAGAGAGAGAGAGAAUGUGGAAAGGAAAGUACUGGGGCAGCACCAUCCUUGCUUCUUUCUAGAAACUAGCUUUUGGGUGCUUCCUGAGAAUCUGUUAAUUGAGGAUGCAUCAAUAAAUUGCACCCAAGGACGUGUUAUCCCACACUUUCCAGUGUAUUUCCCCAUAACUUUCCUUACUGCAAAAUGUCUGAUCCUUAGGGGAAGCAGGUUGGUUGCACAAGACCUCCCAAUCUGGGUGAUUGGCAGGUGGGUGCGGCUUGGGGAAAAUGAUCUUCCGGGCCUAAUUCAGCCCAUGGGCCAGAGGUUCCCCACCUCUAUUCUAGACAGAAUGCCACAAAGGCAUAGGUAGCUUUCUGCUGUGGAACCAGCAACGCUUCUGAAACAUUCUUAUCGGAAGGGACCCUAGCUCAGUGUCAUAACACAGGCUUCACAUGCAAAAGGUCCAGGUUCAUUCUCUUCUCUUCUCUUCUCUUCUCUUCUCUUCUCUUCUCUUCUCUUCUCUUUAAUUUUUAAUUUUUAUUUGUUUUACCAGGUUCAUUCUCCAGGUAGGGCUGAGCAAGGCUUCCUAUCUGAAAGUCAGGCCCCUUCUGUACUACACACUUAAAGCACAACCAUACCUCUUUAAACAGUCAUGGCUUCCCCCAAAGAAAGUAACUAAGGGUGCUGAGAUAUUGGGGGGGGACCCCUAUUCCUUUCACACAGCUACAGUUUGCAGAGUAGUUUAACAAUCGGUCCAUCUUCCCAGGAAACUCUGGGAAUUGUGCUUUGGGGGUGGGAUUCAACUGAACUGAAUAAAAAAUUGCCCAAAGUUCCACUGGAACUUAAUUCACAGUCAUUUUGCCCAGAAUUUACAGGAACAGGCAUAAUUCAGAGAUUUUAGAAUUAUGUGAAUUAGCUAAUCUGAACCAGUUCAUUCAAAGCCACUACCUGCACCUCUUUCCUUCCUGAAUUCUCCUCUUGUUUUCACAGCCCACUGGCAGCCAGGCCAGAAGAGGACUCCCCUUCUGAAAAGAAGACAUCUGGCCUUUGGGACGUCUUUGCCACAAAGUGGCAGCAAACUUCAGCUCUGGAAAAGGCAGCUUCGAAGGCUGAGAGUGGAGACCAGAUGUCUGAGGGCAUUGGGGCAUCGGGAGAAAUGGCGGCUGAGGAAGCCGGCUGCACCAGCCUGGACAACGACCUCCGAGAAGCUGAAGGGGUGGCCUUCAAGUGGAGCUUCCUGACCAGCAAGCUGGCCGAGAUAAAGAACAAAAGUGCCUCUAAGAGCAACUAGGAAUGAACGUGAAAGACAUGGACUUUGUGACAUAAGAGACAACCUAUUUCCAUGCAGGGCAAGCGUUUUUAGCCUCCCCGCACCCCCGUUUCUCCAGGAAUCUUUGACAGAACAGUCAGAGAUGACGUGAAAUCCCGGGGCCAGAGCUCAGUGUUAUUUAACCCUCUAAACAUUAGGAUGCCCCAAAUGUGUGUGUCUCGUGUAUCAAACCAUAUCCAUUCCAUCUCUCCCCUUCUCUGAACAUUGCUUUCUUGAGAUAAAAAAAUAGACAGGUUGAAGCUUCUGCCAGAGAUUUUCUGCCCAGCAAGGAGAGAGUUUGGACAGUCUCAUUGUUUUCCAGGCUUGCAUGGUUUGACGACACUCCUGUGUGUUUUCUAAGGAAGCUUCCUCCUCCUGAGUGCUGAUCACCCAAGCGUCCAAUCAAAGUGUGGAGGAGGCAGCAGGGGAUCCUGAGUCAAAAUGGUACAUUGGAUAGACUGAGAAGACCUGGGUUCAAAUCCCAGAUCAGCCACAGAAGCUGUGAGCAAGUGACCAUCUCUCAGUCUAACCUCCCUUGUAGAGUUCUUACAGGGACUGAAUAGGAUAGCUCUAUGCAUUUUGUCCUUGGAGGAUGACCGGGUUACAGGGGUUUUCAAUAGGAAAUAAACAAAUCCUUGCAUCAAGACCCUUCCUAAUGGGACCAGCAAUGGCGCCCCAGCACUGACAGGCUGGCCUUGCAGUUGAAGAAUGGCUCUGUGGUGUUCGAAUCCCAGGAGCCCCCUCUCUGAAGCAAAAGGGCCUUAGCUCAGUGGUAGAGCACCUGCUUUGCAUGCAGAAGGUCCUGGGUUCAACCCUCCCCCCCGCACCCCCAGGUGGGGCUGGGAAAGAAACCUUCCUGAACUCCCAGGGAGCCGCUUCCAGUCAGUGUAGACAAUACUGAACUAGGUGAGCCAAUGACCUGACUUGCUAGAAGGCAGCUUCCUAAGAUAUAGGCUGCUUGGCUCCGACAUUUAGAUGGUCUGAUUCGGUAUAAAUCAGCUUCUCAUGUUCCUAGCCUAAGAGGAUCUGGCUAUCAGCCCAACUGGGCAAGAAACAGGAGCAUAGUCUAAAAAGAGCCAGGUAAGACUGACCAGGGGCUGAUCACUGAAAACCCCAAAUGGAGACCCCUUCUCUACUGGGGCCUUACC
Molecule: messenger RNA, 7583 nt
Organism: Podarcis lilfordi (Lilford's wall lizard)
Lineage: Eukaryota; Metazoa; Chordata; Lepidosauria; Squamata; Lacertidae
Source: the annotation of a GenBank genome assembly